UUUCUACUCUAAUUUUUAACAUGUCCUGAUGUUUUUAAGUGCAGUGAGUUUACAGAACAUGAGAUGGUCCCAACGAGUACAACAAUAGAAGGGCCAUUUGGACCAGCAUUAACCACCUCUUCGGACGGGUUUGGUGCUGAUGAUUCUUCCUUUAUGAACUUUUUCAAUACUGCUGCAACUAUUGGGCAUACCUCUUCAAAUAUUGUGAACUCUGGACUGCCAUAUCAUUAUCCAGCUCAAGCUGUUGAUCCAUCAACCCGAGUUCUAGGUCCCCUACCAUCUCCUGCUCCAAUUUUGCAAGUCUUAUCACCUGUUCAGUCAGCUCCAUCACUUCCUCCGCAGUCGCGCCGUGAUUCUGCUAACCUGAUUAAUAGUGCUAAUUACCCUGCAAAUCUUGUGAAGCCUUCUUUCUUUACACCUCCUGCAUCCGUAGGAGAUUCAUAA
Molecule: messenger RNA, 444 nt
Organism: Solanum dulcamara
Lineage: Eukaryota; Viridiplantae; Streptophyta; Magnoliopsida; Solanales; Solanaceae
Exons: 2
Coding region: 64-444 (126 amino acids)
Source: RefSeq, a predicted model, not a curated record